GAGAAGCUUACCGUUAUCUAGUCGACCGAACAUUCGCUCUACCUGGGUCGAACCCUUCGAGAGGGUGGAACAAAGCACAAGACCUUGGCCAGGCUCGCGGCAAUCCAGCUCCAAGCUUCAAGCUCUAAGCUUCCAGCGCUAAGAGGACUCAAAAAAGGAUGUCUGCCGCCGCCAUCGUUGGCGCCAGUAGCGGCAGUAGCAGUAGUAGUACCGCGACGGCUGUACGGAGGACAGUAGGGAGCAGAAUUGUUGCUACGGGAUGCACGGGUGGAAUUGGUCUUCACUUCAUCCGUCAACUACUCCUCUCCCCUCCCAACCCUCACUUACCCCCACCGUACCAUAUCCUCCUCCUAGCUCGAAAGCCAAAUGCUCCACAUAUCGUCAGAGCGAGACAGGAAUUAGAGGCGAUGAGUGCCUCGUCUGGUGACGGAGGGAAAGGAGGGACGGGGGAGACGUUUGUUGAAGUGAGGGAGAUGGACUUGGCUUUGUUGCGGAGUGUACGGAGGGGGGCCAAGAGCCUACUGAGCGACCUAUCGCACAGGAAGGCUGACCUCAGCUCUAGCUCUAGCUCUGGCUCUGGCUCUGGCUCUGGCUCUUCAACUUCGACGACUGCUAGCGCGAGUGCGGGUGCGGGUGCGAGUGCAAGAGCUUUCGAGCGGAUCGCUCCAGGGAGAAUCGAUGUCCUGCUGCUCAACGCGGCCGUCGCAAAGGCCAAGAGGGAAUUCGUAGUUGAUGAGGAUGCUAUAACCGCUACUGCUGGGGAACGGCAGAAGGGGGACAAAUUGAGCGAUGCAGAGGGAAGGUACGAGGAGAGUGCUUGUGUGAAUCACGUCUCCCAGCAGCUUCUCGUAGCUCUACUCGCACCUGCUCUGCUAGGGUCACGUAGCAGCAGUGCAGAUGCACAGCAGACGCAAGGUGAAUCCGUUUCCCCCGUCCCACGCAUCGUCUUUACCUCCUCGGCACUGCACCGACAGAUCAAGGACGUCAAGCAUCUAGACGCAUUCUUCAAUCCUGGCCCUACCACUGCCUCUUCCUCGGACCCUUCCUCAGACUCAAGCGCACCUCCACCUGCAUGGUCCCUCAUGGGCUCGUAUGGCGCCUCGAAAUUCCUACAGAUGCUAGGUGUACAGCGCCUCCUCAAAGAGCUCCAAUCCCUUCCUCUUCCCCGCGGAUUUACCUCCGCUCAAAUCGACUCCUCCAGCUCCAGCUCGAGCUCUAGCCCACGCAUCGAAGUCAUCGCCGUCCAACCAGGUUUCAUCCCCUCCACUGGGCUCAGUCGAGAAACCUCCCCUCUCGCCCGCAUCGCAACACUCUGGAUUCUCCCCUUCCUCGCGCCCCUUGUGAGCUUUAUCGCCACGCCUGAAGAAGGAGGGGAGAUGUUGCUCCGAGCUUGUACGCGGCCGGUGGAUGAGAUUAGUGCAGGAGUGAGGAAGACGUUGUUGGUGAGGGGUAGAGCGAGAGAGGGUGGACAGAGGGCGGAGAGACAGAGGCCGGAUGUGAGGAGUGAAGAUGAGGGGUUGAUGGAGGAGUGGUGGCCUGAUGUUGUUAGGAGAGAGUGGGAGAGACAGGUGACGAUGAUGAAGGGGCAAGGUGAGGAGUAACGUCUGCCUUUGAGAAGCUGUGAAUUAGUGUUCAAUCUGUUUUGUAUCCUAUUUACUUG
This is a messenger RNA of Microstroma glucosiphilum, 1660 nucleotides long. RefSeq lists its product as hypothetical. The transcript is spliced from 4 exons. Bases 159 to 1601 code for a protein of 480 amino acids. The record is from RefSeq and is a predicted model, not a curated record. NCBI's taxonomy places the organism in Eukaryota, Fungi, Basidiomycota, Exobasidiomycetes, Microstromatales, Microstromataceae.